AUGGAGUUCAAAGGAAAAAUUCUUCUCAUUAUUUUUGAAUUGGCUAUUUUCUUCCAUAGCUGUCGAGCCCAGCAAUGCGAUCCAAAGCCUUUGAUCAUAAGGCAUGAAGGCAAAAAGGCCUGCGUGUAUCUUGACACAAAAGGCAUCAAGACCAUUGGCGUAGGAUACAACAUGCAGAACAAGGACGCACCAGAGGUUUUUAAAGAGAUUGGAGCUGAUUACAAAAAGUUUGAAAACGGACCGGUGACCAAAUGGAAUGUUCCUUGUAACUGUUCGUCUGUUCCUUGCCUCACUGAAGAGCAAAUCGAAGAUCUGCUGAACAUCAGUUUGAAGACGGCAAUAGCAGAUGCCCGGAAGGUUAUCGCCACCUUCGACAGCCUUUGCUGUCCCGUUCAGAAUGUUAUGGUUGACAUGUCUUUCACUCUCGGUGGACCUGGUUUUGCUCAGUUCACCACGUUUGCAUACCUUGUAACGCGUCAGUAUUGGAAGGCAGCCGGAGAUGACCUGACGGUAUCGAAAUGGUGCAUGCAGCAGGCAACCUCCCGAUGCAUGGAAGACGCUGGUAUUGUUAGAGAGGGAUGUGGUUGCUCUGCACCGUACCCUCAACCUUGCGAUGCUCAAGGGUCAUCUUGCUGCGCAAGCGAAGCACAGCAGACCUGCUGCAAAGGUAAAACAAACUGCAGAAGUUAAGUAAAAUUAUCCUGCUACUUCCGGUUUACUCCAAGUCCAUUAUCAAGUUGUGGAAUUUAGAUUACCCUCUAACUCUUUAGUGCGUGGACAAAAUCUUUUAGUGUGACCAUUCAAAUGAAACCUCUUCACCAGUUCUUUGACAUGGUACUACUUAUUUAGUAUGUAGUACUAAAGUUUGAGUCUGUGGAUGAAAUCGUAUUGUGUGACCAUUAAAAUGAUGAGUGAUCCUCUACAGAUUUUAUUGCCAUCUGUUUUAAAAGCUAGAACCUGUCUUCACAUCAAUGGAAUUUCAAAAAUAAUGGUGCAGUUUUGUACUAUAUUUAAGCACUGGAACUGUUUCCUGUGUUCUGUUGCGACAGAUGGCAAGGAUGGCAAUGGAUUGAAACUUGCAAACGUUACAGCAACUUUUCAAGUUUCAAUGCCGGCUAUGCCCGCAAUAAUCACCAGAAAAUUAUUAUGGUUAUUGUUCCCCGAUAAAAUUUGUUUAAUGUAUUCUUCAUAACUCUACAGGAGCAUUUUGAGUAUGAGUAAAGGCACUGAGCAAUGAUUUUAGGGAUCAUUUUACGUUUCUGGCAAACUGCCCACCUACCCCUCCCCUAAGCCAACAUUAACUUCUCACUUCGGGCAAAAUGCUGGCCUAGGGGAGGGGUAGGUGGGCAGUUUCCCAGAAACGUAAAAUGAUCGAUUUUAAGACAGAAUUGACCUCAAACAGUAAUAGAGAGCUUUAAGAUCCUAAGACGGCGACGGCGGCGGAAACUUCGCUUAAAAAGUGAAAUCGCGUUUUUUCAAUCUUUAUCGCGAUUACUCCAACUCAUUUACUUUGUCAAAUGCAAGCGAACUCUUUUUGAGCGGAAUUCCUAAGAACCACAUUCAAGAUCAGAAAGAGAAAGAAAAUUUAGCCGUCGCCUGUUUACGUCCUCCAUAAAACGUGAAAUUAUGCAUUUUCCCGUCGUAAUAGUCGCACAGUGACGGCGAAGAAAUGAACAAAAAAGCGUGAUGCACGUGCAGAGUUGCUGUUUUGCCUUAUUCAACCUAUUGCUUUUUUCACGUUCUCGUUGUCGUCGCCGUCGUAGCAUCUUAAAGUCGCUCAUAUUCUCGUCACAUAGGCCCUUUAAAUGAAUCGCUGUAAAGAGGACUGGGUACCAAACUGGACUGAAAAUACGAAACAAGGGACGAAUGUGCGCAGGAGAGGAAGCUCACUUUCCCUCAUCCCAUUAAAAUCAUGGCUCUUUUACAGGCUGUUAUAGUCACAAAAAACGAAAUCUGCUUAUUCUAAGAAAUAAAAACUUCUUUCAUUUAUUUUUUUAAACAACCCUGCUUGUUUUUCUACAGGUACAUUGACAUUCAAGGGAAAGACGUUUGAUGAGAAACUGUGUUGCCCGUUUCCUCAAGCGAACUGCUGCGAGCACAACAAAUGCUGCAGGCAACAAUACAAAGUCUGCUGCCCACCCCCGCCAGCGGUGCCCACUUACUGCUGCCCAGCGGAUUACCCAGUGUGCAAGGACGGGCAAUGUUACAGGGCACGUGACGGUCACAUGGUCAGCGGAGAACCCGCUGUUGGAGGAUCCCCCUUAGAGUAAACAGACAUGUAGACUACGAGCA
Messenger RNA from Porites lobata, 2292 nucleotides. NCBI's taxonomy places the organism in Eukaryota, Metazoa, Cnidaria, Anthozoa, Scleractinia, Poritidae. The record is from the annotation of a GenBank genome assembly.